Molecule: messenger RNA, 4337 nt
Organism: Prorocentrum cordatum
Lineage: Eukaryota; Dinophyceae; Prorocentrales; Prorocentraceae
Source: the annotation of a GenBank genome assembly
AUGCAGAUGCUGAUGCCGGCUGCCCGCAGGGCCCAAGGUUCCCCAGAGAGUGCGACCGGGACACAGCGCCGACUGACGAGCCCAGAUGAUGCUCCUUCCGUGCGGAUCCGAUUGCAGAGCUCUGCAGAGGAGGUGCGGGUGCUGGGCGCCAUGCAGGUGCCCGCAAGCCUCCACGCCUUCGACUUCCGAAUCGGGUUCGGGGAAGUGAGGCUCGACGUGUCGGCGCUCGAGGGCGGCACAAUCUGCUCCCUCUUCGUGCCCGAGACGGACCUGAGGCCCGGGUUCGGCGGCAACAUCGAACUGGACCUCAGGAUUGGACGACGGGAAGCGUGUGUGCUCCGGCAACAGCUGCUCGACCUGCUCCUCGGCGCUGCGCUCAACGGCACCCUGCGUGCGGAGGGCCGCGUGAGCGGCCCCCGCUCGGAGGGCCGCGCCCGCUUCGAGGUGCCGAUGCUCCUCGCCCUGGCCGGCCUCCCGGGCUCGGUGCGCCUCGGGGACGGCGGCGGCCACGCCGUGCUGAGCCUGAGCCCGGCCGAGCUGCUCGGCGGGGGCGACGACGCGGCGAGCCCUGCCCCGAGCCCGGCGCCGCCGCAGGGUGCCGCGGGCGCGCGGCCAGAGCUGGACGAGUGCGACCUGUCGCUCGGGACCCCGUCCCUCCUCAGGCUCGAGGUCGUCGGCGGGGGCGAGGCCGGGCAGCCCCUCGUGCUGCCCUGCCUGCAGGAGCUCGGCGGCGCGCGCAACGGGCAGGAGUGCCCAGACGGCUCCGCCGGCGAGGGCCCCUUCGAGGCGCGUCUCGCGGUCGAGUUCGCAGCGCGGCUGCCGUGCCUGCUGCGGAUGCCCUACGUGCUGGAGCUCCCGGCCCUCCGCGCGCAGGUGGCUGGCGGGGCGCUCUCGGAGUCGGCGCGCCUGGUGCAGGUGAGCACGGAGCCCUUCAGCUACAAGAGCCAGGAAGACGAGUGGUCGCGCAUGGAGCUCGAAGACCAGGCGUUCGAAGUCUACACCGAUGGAGAUUCGGGGAGCCUUUUGGACUCGCUGCUGUCGGUGCUCCACGUGGAGUUGGAGCUGAGCAGCAGGGUGGAAGGUAUCGUGACAUGGUGCGCCUGCGCCUGGCAAGAUGUGAAGUUGUGGCUUACGAACGAGCAUGGCCAGGCCAUUGCCUCGGUGGUCGAGGGUUGCAGCCAGCAGUCGGAUGGCGCAGUUGUCUACGGAACAGUACAUGGGUACGCUGGAAAGCAUAUUGUACAGCAGGUCUUUGACACGUUUGUGCUCAAUGGCGCGACCAGCAGAGUCAUCGCCACAGCCAACUUCUCGUACACCACAUCCCUGGGGCGCCUGCAGAGCAUUGUACUUCCUGCGAGCAUUUCACGAACCCUGGUGGACGAGCUUGGUGGCAGCUCCUGUCGGAGGUUAUCGCAGCUGCUGUGGGGGUUUGUGGAGCCGCUCAGGUCUUCAAGAGAGUCGUUGUCAUCUGGGCAGGCAUGGAACGAAGUUGGGCGGAGGCUGAGUGAGACGCAGGAACCCUUCGACAUAGGUGAGAUGAAAAACGACUUUUCGAAGAUGCUCGAACAAGGUGUCGUAAGCGUUGACUCUGUUUGGAACAUUGGUUCGAUGUUAUUUUCGGACGUCGAGGUAAUACUAGAGAAUUUCGCGAUUAACAACAUACUCGCCUUCGGCAUUGGCAUCCACAGUGUCGAUGUGAAAAUGUCGAUGAACGAUGUGGAUGGAGCGAUGUGGCUUUUAGAUCAUUACGGCCCCGCCUUCGCCUUUCAGUUUGCGCACGUGGUUUUGGACAGCGACCUACUCGGGGACUUCUUCGUGGACGCUGCUCACAAGAGGGUAUUCCCAGAGUUUGUCGUCACGAUCCCGAGCGACUAUGAGACCUUGGUGCGGUUGUACGACGAGGUCGUGGAACGCGAACGGUUGUGUGCGAACGUGGACGUCGUCAUCACGGCUUUCUUGCAAUCUCCGGGUCAGGACGCCUACGUGUUAGAAGAGCUCGAGAUUGGGAUGACCAGUGUGGAUGCACGACGCUUCGCGUCCGCCGCCCGCCCGCUGGCGGAGUCGCAGAAGCGACUUAUGAUGAACGCAGAGGUUUACGACGAGAUCUCGUUGGGCGGCGCCACGACGGUCGGCAGCGCAACGCUCGUCGGCGGUGCCGUGGAGCUCGCCUCCACAUACUCGGACGGAGGGGCGAUUUGGUCAGUUUCACGAGUGGCUGUGGCGGACAGUUGGGAGGCGACCUUCGAGUUCAAGGUCAGUGAAUAUUGUUGGUUCGUCUGCGCCUCGGUUGGAGGAUACGGUUUUGCGUUUGUCCUGCAGGACGGCCCCAGCGACGCCGCUGCCAACGGCGACGACGAUGGCGGUGGUUACUCGGGCAUCGACAACAGCAUCGGAGUUUUGCUGUACACGCGAUAUAAUGUGCUCGGGUUCGGCAACGAGCUGUAUGUUUAUAAGAACGGCGCGACUUCCUCAGGCGACGAGCUUGCGACAGCAACCCUGCCAGAGGGCGUGAGCGACGGCAGCUGGCAGUCUGCGAAGGUCGUCUACUCUGCCGCCUCGGGCCGCAUGUGGGUAUACGUUCGAGACAUGGAAGUCGCCCUCACCACCUUUCAGGUGGACAUGGACUUUGCGGAUGAGAAUGGACAGGCGCACGUCGGCUUCACCGCCUCCAAUCCGAGUGGUGGAGGAAUUUCUACGUUCGUUAUUCGAGAUCUAGUUUUCAAGGGGGCAGCCACCAGUGUCCAGCACAGCAGGAUUACAGAGGACGGCCUCGCGAUCGGCCCCGCAGGCUCAAGCGUAAGUUUCACGUUACUUUCCUACACGUCGUGCGACCGCCAGAGGUUGAGUGGUGGAGAUAGUUGGCUCUUCGACCUUGUCAAGGGAUCUGAGAUCCUCAGCCUCGCUCCAGAAAGUUCUGUGACUUACUCUAUUCGCGACGACGGUGACGGCACGUACACCGUUGAGUUUCUGGCCGCUUCCGCUGGCACGUGGACAGUCAAGGGCACGAUUAGCCCUGGUGCGACCAAGCAGGUAGAGCGGCGGAUCCCCGGCGGGUCUGAGGAGCUGGGCAGCUUCACGAUGGUCGGCAGCGCGGAGGGCGUCGGCGGGGCCGUGGAGCUCGCCUCCGCGGUCUCGGACGGGGGGGCCACUUGGUCGGUUUCGCGAGUAGCCGUAGUGGACAAUUGGGCGGCGACCUUUGAAUUCAAGGUCAGCGUUGGUGAAGUUUGUGGUUGGUUUUUGUGCACCUCGGAUGGCGGAUACGGUUUCGCGUUUGUCCUGCAGAGCGGCCCAAGCGACGCUGCCGCCAGCGGCGACGACGGUGGCGGUGGUUAUUCUGGUAUCGACAACAGCAUCGGAGUGCUGUUGUACACAUAUGAGACUUGGUUCUUAGGCAACGAUCUGUAUGUAUAUAAGAAUGGUGCGACAUCGUGGGGCGACGAUCUUGCGACGGCACCUCUGCCAGAUGGCGUGAGGGACGGCAGCUGGCAGUCUGCGAAGGUCACUUAUUCUGCCGCCUCGGGCCGCAUGUGGGUAUAUGUCCAAGACAUGGAAGUCGCCCUCGCCACGCUUCAAGUGGACAUGGACUUUGCGGAUGGGAAUGGAAUGGCGCACGUCGGCUUCACCGCAUCCAAUAGUGGUGGAGGAUUUUCUUCGUUCAAGGUCCGGAAUCUUGUUUUCGAGACCGCUACGCCAUGUUAGUCGAGCAGUUUCUCCAGGUUCUCAGCAUGCCAUUUGCAAGAAGGAGCGGUGAUUGACCGAGGCCACGGUCAAGAGGCCUCAGGUUCCCUGGCUUUCUGAGUUUGCGCUGGUGUGCAGCAGGUUAUUUCGGCAGUUGGCUCGAUUGACCGAUCUUUGUUUUGCCCCGGCAAGUUUCACCCGAUUGCUUUUUCCCAGCGUCUCGGCUUUCUGUUGUACGGCAGGUUCGCGCCGCGUCGACCCUACGUCUGCGACAGCACGGGCGUUCAGGGAUUGAAGGUUGGCUGCGGUCUGAUUUCGGCCAGGCUUGAGCGUCCACCGCUGUCGGACAGGGUCGCUCAGGACUGAACGCGACACACGUGGAGUCAUGAGCCGCCGCCCCGCGUCGUCACGACAGCAGCCCGCCGCUGCUCCGAUGUUUGUAUCACCCUCGUCAGCCCGAGGGCUUGUCUCCCCCCCUCUCCCUCGGACCCCACCUGCUACGGCCCCACUUGAGCGGCCUCCAUGCCCAUCGUCCUCCCCCUCCUACUCCCUUUUAUUCAAUGUCUCACGUCGUCGCUGAAGGUCUAGGUGCCUGCUGUGCGACGAACUCGGCCGCCCCUACAUGGAGACACUGUGAGACGGCUGCUGGCCGAAAAGAG